Messenger RNA from Orbicella faveolata, 2452 nucleotides. RefSeq lists its product as uncharacterized. The record is from RefSeq and is a predicted model, not a curated record. NCBI's taxonomy places the organism in Eukaryota, Metazoa, Cnidaria, Anthozoa, Scleractinia, Merulinidae.
AACAGCUGUCCACUGUUGCGAUCCUACUUUAUCGGUUCUUGUCAUGUUGGUGUCUCGAAACGUUUUUCACGUGGUAUCAGACUUGCAGUCUAUUUUUUGCCUUUGGAACUAUUUUUUUUAAAGUUAAAAACCGUGAAGUUAAUUCGAGAUCAAUUGACUUUAAGAUCUUAUAUAUAUUGAAGCAGCGAUAUUUAGCGUCCCCUUUGCAAAUCAUGCAAAACAAGUUGACACUCGGUUAUAAUUGCUGCUCGCCUCCGGCUCGCAGCACACUGGGUUGGCUGUGGUUCCUGGGGGUCCCAGCCCUGCAGUAUGCGGACAGUCUCGAUCCAGCGGUGCCAUCUUAACUUGGAUGCAUCUACAGGCGCGUCCUUUCUUGCGCGCCUUCUCCGUGAGAGCAUGUGCUCGCGUUGCAUCUUCGACGUCAGAGCAUGAACAGUAGAUAAACAGAAGCUUGAAUUCACAACAAUGAAUCAGGUCGAAGUGGCAACCAAAUGAAAACUGACGAGUGACCCUGAACAAGAGAAAGCCCUGAAUUAGAAAGUUUUUGUUUACAUCUGUCGACUUUGACGCGCCGCAGUCAUGCUGGACCGGAUGAAACUGGUUCGCUUUGCCGAAGACAAACCGAACUAUAGCAUGAGGAGUCUUGAUCCGGUUUUGGAGGAACUCACAGGCAACAAGCUCGAGCUGGUGGGUCCAAUGUUAGAUGGCUUCAUCAGAAAAAUCGGCAGUGAGAUGUCUGCCAACCUUGGGAGAUCAAGAAUGACUGGGCUUAUGACUCCGGUUGUAUUGUUUAUGCCCUUUCAAAUAUUUAAACAACUUUGGGCGAUUGUUCAAGGACAUGGUGGAAAUGCCGAAACAAGCAAGUAUGGAGAAAGAAUAACCCUUAAGAUCUCCAGACCUCAAACCGCGGCCAUGGUAUGGGCCCCGGCUAGAUUUUCCGGGGAAAAUUUCCUCGCGAAGCGACACUUUGAAAAGAUCCCAGAGAACGGAAGAGUUAUUCAGCAUUAUAAUGGGAAAUCGCUUGUGGUUGUCACGCAAGCUACUCCGAUUCAGAUGGACUUUUGUGUAAAACAACAGCAGGUCAAAACCACGUUUUACGUGCAAAGAUAUGACCGAAAUGAUUUCGCCAAAGAUGCAACUUUGCAAAAGAUGAUGAAUGAAGUUUAAACUCGCAGUGAAUCGAUCAGCAAGACACUGUUUUAUUGCUGCGGAAUUAUACUCAGAAUACACUUGUGCCCUAGUGUAGGAUAUGAAAUAACUGAGGUUAUUUUGGUCUGUUUUGCAUGGCUGUGCAAGAAUUGGAAGUAUAUAAAAGGUUAACCACAACCCCCUGCACAUAGAGUGACAAACAAUAAUUGCUUGAUAAGGAUCAAACUUUCAGCCUACAUCACAAUGGAAAUAAUAAAAUAUUGACUAUUCAAUUUCUCAAAAUGGUAGUAGACUUUUAGUCUUAAUACCCGCGAAAACCCGUACGACUUACACCCGCUUUCGGUGUUACGUGCACAGCGACUAUCUUUCGACAUGCCAUCUCUCGACAUGCCAUCUCUCUGUGUGUAAAUGACCUCUUGCCACUAAUGAAACAACAACUUCAAAAGACUGGCAACAAUUAACCUGCUAUUUUUAUUUCGAUUGAAAUGAAUACACACGUUUAUAAUGAUUAUUAUGAGUAGAAAAUACUGUGUAAGACAAUUAUCACGUCCAUAGAAAUGUGGCAAGUCAAUAUAAAUACUCUUGUUCCUUAGCGUAAAGAUAUACAUGUAUACAUGAAUUGUAAUAUCCAUUGAAAUAAGUGCAAGAUUAUACAGGACAAUUUUGAACUCCGUGGAAAUAGAUUAUAGAUCACAGUUUAUAAAACUGUUAUGUUCCAGCCUUUAAAUGUGACAGUAAGUAAUUUUUUAUCUUUAAUUUAGAGAUCACUAAAACGUUCAUGAGUUUUUCAUCUUUAUAUAAGCAAAUUACCAUAAUUAAUUCUCAAAACAAUAAUUUACAAAUUCUUAUGAUCUUCAUGUAUUUAUAUGUAGAAAUACGGUAAAUGACAGAAACAAUUAAGAGGGAAUCCACCAGAAGUUCGAGUACCAAGUGGACAAAAACUUUGAACCGAGAUCAUUUACAUUACAUUAAAAUUUUACGACUGUUUUACAUCCGCUUUCAGUGUUACGUGCAUAGGCGACAUCUUUCGACCAUCUUUCGACAAGCCAUCUUUCGAUAUGCUAUAAAGGACCGUUAAACUGUGGAACUGGUAGUUUUUCCGGUUAUUAGCGAAGGAAAUGAUAAGUAAAUGAUAAUUAGCUACCUCAAAUGGCUGCAGAAGAUUUUGGACUUUGCAUGCUUCCCUAUUUACGGGAUGAUUCAAGCGAUUUAGUGUAGUCGAUUGGUUCUCAAUAGUGACUUCCGGUAGAAUUGGGCCGCUGUCGCUUUUAAUAUUCGCAACGUGUGAACAUUCAAAACAGUC